GUGGACCGCUUGGUGAGUGGGAGCGCAGUCGCAGGUUAUCCAUCGCCUAGUGCAACUUCUACCGUCACUCUGAGACGCCUGGGAUCUUCAUUAACAUAGACGAGGGACUCGACUAAACAAAUUCACUCAACGCGAAUUCAAAUCGUUUCUCUUUUGCCCCCCUCUCUCCGUUUUUCUUCACCCCCCUGCUCAGGAUAAACCAUCCUGUGUUUUGAAAAGUCAAUUGUUGGUGCGCAUCAUUGGAGGAGCCAAAAAAAAGGAGUUUUGCCACUGUUCCAUUGUAGACUGCGGGCUGCUGGAGAGUCAUGACAGCUGAGAAGAGCGGGCCGGUUAUAAACGGUAAACCAGAGGAUGGUAAAGACCCGGACGGGUCCAGUUCCAUUCUGGUAAGGGAAUACAAUGAGAGGGGCCAUUGGAACAACAAGAUCGAGUUUGUCUUGUCUGUGGCUGGAGAGAUCAUCGGCCUGGGCAACGUCUGGAGGUUUCCUUACCUCUGCUACAAGAAUGGAGGAGGUGCAUUCUUCGUCCCAUAUGUCAUCUUCUUCAUAUGCUGCGGUAUCCCUGUCUUUUUCCUGGAGACUGCCCUGGGUCAGUUCACGAGUGAGGGAGGUAUUACCUGUUGGAGGAAAGUGUGCCCGCUGUUUGAGGGUAUUGGCUAUGCAACACAGGUGAUUGAAGCUCAUCUUAACGUGUACUAUGUAGUGAUCCUUGCCUGGGCCAUCUUCUACCUCUUCAACUGUUUCACUACAGAGCUGCCGUGGGCUGGCUGUGGGCACUACUGGAACACAGAGAACUGUGUUGACUACUAUGGAGAAAAUGCCACCAACAUCACGAACCCCAAUGCAACCUCUCCAGUCAUAGAGUUCUGGGAACGUAGAGUACUGAAGAUAUCAGAUGGUAUUGAGCACAUGGGAGGAAUGCGCUGGGAGCUGGCCAUGUGUUUGGCUCUGGCCUGGUUCAUCUGCUACUUCUGCAUCUGGAAGGGACCCAAGUCAACUGGCAAG
Labrus bergylta (ballan wrasse) is the source of this 1004-nucleotide messenger RNA. The record is from RefSeq and is a predicted model, not a curated record. NCBI's taxonomy places the organism in Eukaryota, Metazoa, Chordata, Actinopteri, Labriformes, Labridae.